Molecule: messenger RNA, 2232 nt
Organism: Penicillium angulare
Lineage: Eukaryota; Fungi; Ascomycota; Eurotiomycetes; Eurotiales; Aspergillaceae
Exons: 3
Coding region: 1-2232 (743 amino acids)
Source: RefSeq, a predicted model, not a curated record
AUGGAGCAUCAACGACUUGUGGAUGAAGAUUCGCAUAGUCAGGGGACCGUCAUUGUUUCUCAGUGGAAUCGGCGCCGAACAAAAUGCUCAUGUGGCACGAAAUUCUGCGAAAGAGCGCGCAACGCUGGUACAGCUCGUACUGGCGGAUGUGAGCUUCACAAAGAAAGCAAAACCGUCAUGACUUUGCUCCAUCGCCAAAUAUUUUGCAGAUGGGUUCUGCGGAUUUUCCUUGAAACAUCGUUUUCAAGCACAAUCGGAGCAGGAGGAUUCUCGAUCAGCCCUAAACUUGAAUUCCGUGCAAUUGUGCCUAUAAAUUCAGAGAUAUUCAGCGCCCUUCACGGUGCAAAGGAGAGGUUCAAGUCGCAAGAUGUCUCUACUGUAAUCCAAACUACUUGGAAGGCUCUAUUUGAAGCCUUUCGUGCAGGCAAAGCAUCAAAGUCGGAUGCUCUUCAAAGCGGCGAUACUAUUCUACAUGUAGUCACUGGCUGGCAAACUUACAGUUCUAACUGGGAUACACGUUCACGGCUUAUGUGGCGUUCAUUUAUCAAAAGCCUUUUACAAGCGGGUCUCUCUCCGGACCGUGCGAAUUACCGCGGUGAAACUCCUGCCGAUAGCAUGAUCGAUUGUUUUGGGCAUGAAAGCAGCAAUCUGGAAAAGCAGCAGAUAACGAUUGAUAUCUGUUCAGACUUACUGGAAGCUGGGGGAUACAUGACCCGAGAAGCCCUUGAUUGGAGGCAUCGAGAGAACACUUUCAACCCUUUGUACAUGGGUUGGAGAGUAGAUGGACGUAGGACUGAUAAUUUGUUCGAAGACUUUAGCUUCCGCCUUAUUUGGAGAAUUGCCGAUGAGAAAGGGAUCCAAGACAUCGAUCUCCCAGAAGAAUUACAGCCUCUUGUGUACAAAUCGAAGAAACUUUUGGCAGCACAAUUAAGAAAAGGGAUCGAUUUCCAUCGAUUGAUUGAAUCGUACACUCGUUGGGGGGAGGGUUUAGCCCUGAUUCUUGAAUCUGGUCAUGCACCAACCGAAGACGCUCUUAAAGCCGCAUGCGAAGCGAAUUGCGAGGAGAGCGUAAAGAUACUGGUGAAUGACCACAAGUGCUUUAUUGGAAACAAAGAGCUUGCAAUCGCAAGUUUUCAUCCCAACCAGGUCAUUGUUGAUCUAAUUGUUAGCGAGUUCAUUGAUCGUAGAAAGCGGUUACAGGCACUUGCGGAGGCAAACUUGACGAGAAGUGCCCAAGAUCAAUUACGCAUCGAAUCCCAAAGUCUGCUCAAUACCUAUGCUUAUGAAGCGUAUACACUACUUGCAGUCACAUCUGUGGAUUUGGAAGGUCUCCUGGAGCGUUUUAAGUGGUCAGUCUUUGACUGUGUCGGUGUCAAUCUUGAUUUGGCGGACCGAUUAUGGAGUGCCGGCUUCCGAGGCGUUGAUGAUAUCGAUGAUGACAACCAGACGUGUCUGACAAAUAUCUGGAGAAACACACCACCCUGUGAUUUGGAAGUUUUUCUACAAAAGACUAACUGGUUGAUCAGCAAAGGUGCUGAUAUCUAUCACCAAAAGCCAUUUGGAUCGGCCUUGCAUGACAUAGCAAAUAGUGUGGGCACAAUUUUAUACUGCAUGAAAGACGAGGAACACUCGAAGAUUAAUUCUUUGAGUGAACCUUCAAAGGCCUUAUUGAAUACAGUUCUAUCCGACAAUAGUCGAGAUGAUUGCGAAUGUGCCUGUUCUCUGAACGGAUGCUCUCCACUAACGACUCUUUUAAGCGGACUUUUGCCCACACGAAUUGACCAUGAGACUGAAGCCAAGCUUAUCCAGCUCUUUGCCGAGUUUUUGAGAGUUGUUCUCUCGCACUCAAAAUUCAAGCCUGAGCAUGAUGAACGCUUCAAGAGUUAUUUGAGUGUUGGUAUACUUCGUUUCAUCACAUUCAAAAGCUUGGAUAUCACACAUACUUGCUUUCAUGAGUAUAGAAAGAUUGAAUCAGAAGAAAUAGAAGAGAUCCAAGAUGAAGAGAAAUUGUUGAUAUCGGAUCUCGAGAGGCUAUUGACACAAUUUCUCGAAGAAUCGAAUGUGCAUGGCUUGCAACUUCCGAGCUACAUAGCAGGACCAUGGCAGACUCACAUGGCUUCAUUUCUUUCAACAUCAAAUCCUCACUGUGUGAAAGAACUUACUCAAAUUAUUGAGUCUGGAGUUUUCCUUGACGAUCACAAGUCACAAUCGCGAAGGUUUUUUCUAUCCUAG